CCGCAGCGCGGCUUGUUGUGGGGCCUCCCCGUUCUCACGCUCAGCCGGCAGUCCACGGGCGAUGGAGAACAUGUCCUGAGAGCGCCUACAGGUUGUAAAAUCUGCAGAGAGAGCUGGCCUACGAUGGAAGCAAUGUCAAGUGAUGUUGCUGGAAUGCUACGGGCGCCAGUACUUUGCGUUGUCUUAACAAAAUGGAUUUUACCAAAUCUUUUUUUGCACUGAAGUCAGAGCAGAGGAAGCCUCAACAUGAAUCCCCACUUCCCAGCUCCAAAGGCAAGAGGUGAUAGUUAUCUGAGCAUAAAGGACUCUAAAUCCCUUGACACUUACAUUCAGAAUGCGCUCUCUGCGUUGUACCCACCCUUUGAGGCCACAGCUGCCACUGUCCUCUGGCAGCUCUUCAACAUAGUGGAAAAGCUGUAUCAAGGAGAUGGCCUCAGAUGCCUGAUUGACUUCCUUGUUCCUGCUAAGAGAGCCUUACAGUGCAUUCAGCGAGAAACAUGUGCUAAAUACGCUGGCCUCAUCUUCUAUCAUGAAGGCUGGCCAUUGUGCAUCCAUGAAAAAGUGGUGAUACAGUUAGCAUCUCUCCACAGAGUUCGGCUGAAACCAGGGGAUUUUUACUUGCAAGUAGUACCUACAGGGAAGCAGCUGGCAAAGUUAGUUUUAAAAUGCCUCUCCAGAUGUGGGCAAGGAAUGGAAGAAGUUGCUAUACCUGAAACAAUGUAUGACUGCAUUUUUACGGAGACAUUUUUGGAAAACUUAAAUUGUGAAAGAGAGAAUUUUCCCCUGAAGAGCUGCUUACUGACAACUGGCACAGCUGUAUAUAGAACUCCAUGGAAGAACAUAAUUAAUCCCAUCUUUGUUCCCACAACUGAAACCAUCCUGUGUAAUUACUCUAGUAAUCUCUUAGAUCAGCUGAUUAGUAAUCAUACUGAUGUUAGAGCCCUGACCCAGACAAUGGAAAGCAACAGCUCGUGUGACAGCUCCACUUCGAAUGAUACAGGCUCCACUGUGAUAGAAGCCUCUGGGACAAAGUGCCACAGUAGCCUCGACAGUGCUGUGCUGAGUUCAGCUCCUGCCUCAGAAAGCAGCCUUGCCGUAGAGUGCUGUAAGGCUCCUGAUGAGAAGAUCAAAGAUGACUCUGCCUGUCUUAGUGUAUGCUCAGAGGCUUGGUCCAGCAUGAAAGACAGAGCUGCCGGGCCUGAAAAGGACCUUGUUAAUUUAAAAGAUGAGGCAUUAUUGCCCCUUGUGGAAAAAAAGAGUUACACGAAAAGCAUAACUUUCAAUAGGGAUUUGAGCAGGUCGUGUUCAACAGAGCAAGAACGCAGGGAUUCUUCGUUUUUUGAGGCAAGACGUUUAUUUAGAAAGUCAUACAUAGAAGCACUGCAGAAUCCCAUGAAUGUCAGUUUUAGCUCAGAGGAGUCAUUUGCAGAAGAGGAGAUUUCAGAUCACCUGGUAGACUCAUGUGCUGUAAAUGAAGGCAAAACUCAUGAGAAACAGGCUGAAAAGCGAGACUUCCUUUCUGGUAGACUCAUACCAAAGGAUGAAAUGAAAGAAGGCACAAACCUUGCUGGUUCUCCUCUGGCUUUUAAAAAACUGCUUGUAUCACCUGAAACUCUGUCAACAGUAGACUGCAAGGCUGGCCCAAGACACUCUGGGUCUCUGGACAGGGCACGCAGAGGUCCUCAUGUUGCAGAUCAGAGACCUGAUAAGUUCUUGCACGAUGUGUCAGGUGGAAACCCUAAAAAGUUGUUAAAUGGUUGUGUUUCAAGGCCAGGAAAAUUGGAUUCUGUGUCAUUUUCCACUACUGUGAGAAGCCACAAACAUAGCAAAGGGGAGGAAGGCUUUUAUCAGCAGUUGACAGCAAUCAAUUCAAAAAACAGUUUCCAGAGAGGUGAGGAUAGCAUAGCUGUAUAUGGAUCUCCUAUUCUGUUCCAUCGUGAACAUGACCUACUCUCUGCAAAUACUAGAACCCUUUGCGACAGACUACCAAAACAGUUACUUGAGAUAAAUCAAGAGUUACUGCAGUCUGGAGUCAUUUCUCUUUGUGGAAACAGAGACAGAAGUGGCAGAGCAGUAAUACAAGUCUGCACAAGACAUGCCAUCUGGUUAAAUGAACAUUGCACAAGUACAACAGUUGCUCAUCUUCUGAUGUAUCUCUUCAGCAUCCCCAGGAAGGAGGUACGUGGUUUGGGAGUUGUUAUUCUAGUGGAUGCAAGGAAGUGUCAGCCUAAUCCUUCUCUUUUCAAAGCAUUAACAGGAAUGCAGAAUGUAAUUCCUCAUUCAAUUCACAGCGUCCUGGUAUUGACUGAUAAGGAGUAUUCUUUUAGACCUGAUCGGGACAUAACAAUUCAGUAUGAAAUUCUUACAUCACUGAAGACUCUGAAUAAGCUCAUUGACCACACACAGUUGACUGCAGAAUUUGAUGGAACAUUUCACUAUAACCACAGUGACUGGAUAUGUUUCCGAAGGAAACUGGAACCCUUUAUUGCAAACUGCAAAGAGGCCAUUGUCUUUCUGCAAAACGCAGUCAGCUCACUGACAGCCAACAGAACUCUGAACACCGUGCAAGACGUGUGUGAUUUAAUCAGUAAACACAAGACAAUGAUGAAGCUUGUUUUGGAAGAUGCCUUGUUAGUAACACUAAGACUAGAAGGUGGAACAGUCCUUGCAAGACUUAGGAAGGAGAUCUACCACACAGAAGACUAUCAAGAUGCUAUGGAGAUUGUAACAAGACUUUAUAAUCAAGUGGAUGAGGAAGUCCAUAGGCUGGUACUCUUAUCUAAUAAAUGCCUCCAGCAGCUGGAGACUCUUGGGGAAGCAAGAAAAUUUGAAGAAGGCUGUGACCAGAUAAAACAGUGGUUUGAAAAUGAGCGAGAGAAAUAUCUUGGCUGUUUAGAUCAAGAGGGACUUUCACUGGAAAAGGUGAGGAAGCUGCAAGAAGAUUUCCAAGGUUUUAUUGAUAAGAUGAAGCAAUAUUAUCAGAAAGGACUGCAGCUGGUGCAAGAAAAUCAUUCGUUAAACAUGGAAGAAAAAGUUCAGAUCUUCAAGAAAUAUCUGAGUAAUAUUUUCAUUCAGACAGAGAAGAGGAAGACUGAGCUGACAAAGCUGGUCAAUUUGUAUGAGUUUUAUGAGAUGGCACAAGAGUGGAUGUUACAUUGCAAUGAGUGUCUUUCACAUUUAACUGCGGAGGCCAGAUACUCUCCUUCUGCGAUUCAGUGUCUGGAAACCUAUCAUCUGGAAGGUACAAAAGUUUCUGCAGAAAACUUUAAAAAAAUGAAUGAGAUGGUUUUGGCUCUGGGUAACAAACAACAACUAAAGCAAUGGCAUGUUUUGUCGCUAAAAUGUCAGCAAACAAGGCAUCAUUUAGCAGAAGUUCUGUCUGAAGCCCUCAAAGAUUCCAGUAGGGAGUAUUUUCACAAAGUUCUCAAGGAACCUGCUAUGAAGAUAAAUGAUGGGUUUGAUGUUGGAGGUAGGAAGCCAUUAAGCCAGUCCCCUAGUUAUUCCUCUUCUGACAAUGUUGACAAUAUUUGGGUGGACAAAAUUAAGCCUGUACAUAAGACUCAGCCAUUAGAAGCAUCAUCUUUUUUAGGCCUUGGGACUGUAAACCAAAACGUGGAAGCAACCAUGGAAAUUUCUGCAUCUCCACUACAGUGGCUUGCUCCAUUUCCAGGUGAACUUGAAAAGAGAAACUGGAAUUCAGAGGACAUAGAGAGCAUUUCCAGUACAUGCUCUGCUUCGUUCUGUUCUGAGCCGAUCCACUCACCACCUACCUACCACAGAAAACAACCACACAAAAAGAUCAUGAAGAAAACACAAAACUUUGAACUUAGUCAGCAUGAAGGCAACAACCCUGAAUUUCACCACCAUGGGUAUCCAGGAGUGCAUAUCAAAGGACUUGAGGUAGCCAGUAAUAAUGCUAAUGAAAAAAAAUACAUGCAAUGUUUGAAUAGUAGAAGUCCUUUAAUAAGUAGAAACCGAAGUUUAUCCUCCCCCUCAAGGAUCCAUCAUAUGGAAGAAGAGGAUAGGAAAAGAGGUGGAAGCAAUAAAGUACAACAUAUAAUGGAUGAGAUGAUCGCAACAGAAAGGGAGUAUGUUAGAUCAUUAGGAUAUAUCAUCAACAACUAUUUUCCAGAAAUGGAGAGAAUUGACUUACCUCAGGAUUUGCGCGGGAAGAGGAACACUAUCUUUGGGAACCUGGAGAAGCUCUAUGAUUUCCAUUGCCAAUACUUCCUAAAAGAGCUGGAGCGCUGCCGAGAUUUUCCACUGUGUGUCAGCCAUUGCUUUCUCAAACAUGAGGAACAAUUUGGCAUGUAUGCUUUAUAUAGCAAGAACAAACCUCAGUCAGAUGCCUUGCUAACCAGCCAUGGAAAUGCAUUCUUUAAAAACAAGCAACGGAAUCUGGGUGAUAAGAUGGAUUUGGCCUCCUAUUUACUGAAGCCCAUUCAAAGAAUGAGCAAGUAUGCACUUCUACUGAAGGACAUGAUUAAGGAGUGUACAAAGACCCAGGAGCAGGAACUCAGUGACCUGAGGGCUGCUGAGGAGAUGGUGAAAUUCCAGCUGCGCCAUGGAAAUGACCUGCUUGCUAUGGAUGCCAUUCAAGGAUGUGAUGUCAAUUUGAAAGAGCAAGGGCAACUGCGAUGUCAGGAUGAGUUUAUUGUUUGCUGUGGAAGGAAGAAAUAUUUGAGGCAUGUCUUCCUCUUUGAAGAUCUCAUCUUAUUUAGCAAGACAAAAAAGAUUGAUGGGGGAUAUGACAUCUAUAUGUACAAACAGUCAUUCAAGACUGCUGAAAUUGGAAUGACAGAAAAUGUUGGAGAUAGUGGUCUGAGGUUUGAAAUUUGGUUUCGAAGGAGAAGAAGAUCCCAGGAUACAUAUAUCCUUCAAGCAAACUCAGCAGAAAUUAAAACUGCAUGGACUGAUAUCAUAGGAAAGAUUCUUUGGAGACAGGCUAUGAGGAAUCGAGAACUGCGAAUACAAGAGAUGGUAUCCAUGGGAAUAGGCAAUAAACCUUUCAUGGAUAUCAAACCCAGCGAAGCAGCUAUAAGCAACCGAGCAAUUGACUACCUCAUGAAGGGAACAGAAUCAAGAUCUCGAGCAUCAAUAGCAGUAUCCUCAUUUGACCAUUCCACACCAUUCAAGAGACCACAUUCUACUAUCUCUAGUAGCAGCACAUCAUCUUCCGGCAGCCAGUCAUCUUCAUCUAUUCUAGGUUCGCUGAACCUGCAUGUCUGCUCCAGCCAAUCUCAUUCAGGCUUGCUUGGGCUACCCUUCUACCACUGGUCAUAUGAUGUUAGAAACUGCAUUGAGGAAGAUGAACUGGAGCAGGAAACGGGAAGCCAGCCUUCAAUGAUCACAGAGAGUUCAGAAUCAUCUCAGUGCACCUCAGGUGAAAGUCUGAGUGGUUUUAGUACUUCUGCCCAUUCUGAGUCCCAUCUUCCUACAGAGACGUUUUUGGAUGAAGGUAUUUCAAGUGCUAUUUCCAAAUAUUCCUCACAGUGCAUGUCUCCUGUUCUUCCUGAGAAGAAUUCCAGAUCAAAGCACAACAGCCAGUAUGUUACAGCUCUCUGAUUCCUAUGACAGUGAAGACUUUCUUUCAAGUGGUGCUGACCCUGCUUUUCCAGAUAAUCCCACCGCUGCUUUGCUUUGAAAAAGCCCUGCCAAACUUCAUAGAUUUAAUUAUUUUGAAGUGAGUCCAUUAUGGAAUAUUUUAUCAACAGCAAAAGAAAAAUCCUAAAUAGUUUUAAAUGGCCAUUCUGAGGAAGCUUUUUUCUUUUUUCUUUUUUUUUUUUUUUUUUUAACAGUCUCAUUUUGCCUUCAAAUAGAUGAAAGGCAUCACUGAUUUCAGUUAAAUAAUUGUAAGAAGAAAGAUUUGUCUAGGUGUUAAGCAUUUUUCCUCUGUUUUAACCUGCGGUUCAUAUAUAGCAGAUGAUGGUGUAGAUGUUGCUAUAUUUUGUGCAAUUUUGUAAAUGUUGAAAACAGCAUUAAAUAACUGAUUCCUGUAUAAAAAGAAAAACGCACAAACUGCUUGAAAUGUUUGUAAAUAUAGAUUGCCUUUCAAAAUUUAAAUGGCCAGUUAUUAAGAUAUAUGCACAAUUUAUAAUCUACUUACCUAGUGUCUUCUAAUUGUUCUAAAAGUUCAAGAUGUACUGCUAUAAUGUAACCUGGAUUGUUAUUAGAGUAAGGAAGCGUUUUUAGAGGUAAAAAAAAUGAAAUAAAUGUAACCAUUUUAUAUAUGAAAACAUUAUUGCUUAUUUGCAUGGGAAGA
This is a messenger RNA of Rhea pennata, 6262 nucleotides long. It is a transcript of the gene PLEKHG4B, whose product is annotated as pleckstrin homology and RhoGEF domain containing G4B. NCBI's taxonomy places the organism in Eukaryota, Metazoa, Chordata, Aves, Rheiformes, Rheidae. The coding region runs from base 247 to 5565 and encodes 1772 amino acids. The transcript has 23 exons. The record is from RefSeq and is a predicted model, not a curated record. Gene Ontology annotation, molecular function: guanyl-nucleotide exchange factor activity.